GGUGCGGAGAUGAGCUGGAUUAAUGCAGCGGUGGGAAAGAACCGGACGCUAACGGGAAACGGAAACAACUCCGGAUUUAACGGCGACCGAAUGCUGCGACGGUGAGCCGUAGCUCUCGAAAACCAUCGAUUUAAAACAACAACAGCAACAACAACAACAUCGCUUCGAGCUCAAAAGGCAUACAUGAACUAGCUGUGCUGCUUCUGGACGUGAAGAUGAUUUCUCCGUGGGACAGAUGGUACACGACCAGCUGCUGCCUGUGCUGUCAUGUACGGACGGGCACCAUUAUCCUGGGCAUCUGGUAUAUGCUCAUCAACGCAGUGGUUUUGUUAAUCCUGUUGUCGGCUCUCAAUGACCCAGUCCAGUACCACUACCACCUCACCAGCUCCGAACUCGGCACGGAUUUGGAUGUCAUGGACGACGCAAACAUGUGUAUCGCUGCUGCAAUCUCAUUGCUGAUGAUUUUGAUUUGUGGAAUGGCGACCUACGGUGCAUAUAAGCAACAUGCUGCAUGGAUCAUUCCUUUCUUCUGCUACCAGAUCUUUGACUUUGCUCUAAACACACUGGUAGCAAUAAGUGUUGUUGUUUACCCCAACACCAUACAGGACUAUCUUCAGCAGUUGCCUGGGACCUUUCCAUACAAAGAGGACUUGAUGUCCACAAACAACAUGUGCCUAGUAUUAGCAGUGCUUCUCUUCGUUGGAUGCAUCUUAGCCUUUAAGGCAUACCUUAUUGCCUGCGUGUGGAACUGCUACAGAUACGUCAGUGGAAGAAGCACUACAGAGGUCCUGGUUUAUGUCACCACAAACGACACUACAGUACUACUUCCACCGUACGAGGAGGCCAUCGCCAUCCCCCCGAAGGAUCCCCCUCCUCAGUACGUUUCAGCUUGAGAACCGCACAACUCUUACUACGCUCCUCCCAAACCUUCUCCAAAGAAACAAUCUCCGUCACAAAGGCCCAUUCCGUUGCCCUGGUCUCCUGUUUGUCGCUGUGUGACGUAAGUCUCCUCUCUCCUCUCCUCUCUGGAGGCAGCAGUAUGACUUUGAGAUGCCCUUCCCUCGACGAGGCUGCCCAGCUGUCCUGGCAACCCAACGCUGUGUGUCGGCUCCAAUCUGAUUUGCACUUUUGGCGAUUAUGUGCGGCACUGGCCUUUUUAAUACUGUGAACUACUCAGUAGUGUUGUUGUCUACUGAUAUACCUGAGAUUUGAAUGCGGCGCGCAUGAUAAACACGGGAGUUACGUAAGAGCACUUUUAAAAAUGGGAAUUACGUAGAAAUAUACUGAAUGUAAGAAACCGGCAUUUUCACUUUAAUUUCGAUGUACUGUACGAAAUAAAAACGACACAUUUUUAUUCAGAAUAUAACUAAAUUAGUUACAAAACAAUUAAUGCAAGCAAUUCUACACCAUUUUAUCUAACAAAGUUAAAUCUUUGAAGUCUUCCUUUCACAAUGUCCCAAAACAUGAUGAUUUAAUUUUGUCUUUCAAUCAAUCAAAUGCUAAUUGUUAGUUUUAGAUGGUGUAGACGUCGCAAAAAGACUCGAACAAUCCCGCUGCUUGUGAACAGUGAAAUUGUGGUUUAGAUUUGAAAUCAAGUAGAUUUGCAAUAGAAUUGUGUAUCAUGACUUGUCACUUGUUUACUUUAAAAAAAAAAAAAUUAAGCUUCAUCAAAUUUACCAUUGUUUAAUUUUGUCAAUUUGUUAAAACACUGCAUUAUCUUGAAUGCUCACACAACUUGCGUUAACGUGAUUUUAGUGUAAAAUCAAUCAAAACUUUUUUUCGAUAUAAGUUACGUCCCAUUUUACAGUUGAACCUGAGCUAACCUAAACCCCCAAAUUGACUUUAAAAACACAUUUAUUGGGAUAGUUCACCCAAAAAUGGAAAUGAUGUAAUUAACUACCACUUUCAAGGCCCAGAAAGUAGUGAGGACAUUGUUAAAGUGUCCUAAUGUCACAUGGUUCAACCGUAACCUACGAGAAUACUUCUUGUCUGCAAAGAAAACAAAAAUAAAUGCACGUCGAGGUCUGACUGAAAUUGAUGAAAUGAAAUGAAUGAUGAAAUUGAGUUUUGUUUUCUUUGUGCUGUGUUUUGGUAGCUUUGUAAAAUUACAGUUGAACCACUGACAAGGACUCUUUCCUUAUCACCUUUCUGGGGUUUGAACGUGGUAGAAUCUGAAUUUUCUGAAUCUCUGCAGGGUAAGAAAGCUCUCAGAUUUCAUCAAAAUAUCCUCAUUUGUGUUUAGAAGAUGAACAUAGGUCUUAAGGGUUUGUCAUUGUCAAUUAAUAACAGACUUGUCAUUUUUGGGCGAACUAAGCCUUUGAACAGCUUAAAGUUCAAAUAAUAUGCAGAUAUAAAGUGCUUUCAUGAAUUUAAGAGCUUCGCACUUAAAAUCCUUUUACAAAAUGUCCCAUUGACUUCUAUUGUAGGUGCAUAACCUACCUUAAUUUUUUCUUUUUGAAGAAAACAAGGGACCAGACCAUUUUUGUGGUAAUCAACACUAUGCCACAAAUGCUGUCGACUUCCUGUAACUUGCAUUGAACCACACAGUGCUCAGAGAUUAAAUGAAACUUAUGGGUGUUAGGAAAUCCUUUUUGUCAUUUGUUCAGAGAAGCAGUGUGAAUUUUCCGUCAUUAUCACUAGGUUACAAUCUGUGGCUGCAGACUGCAAUGUUUUUUGCACAAGUGAAUAUUAUUCAUUCAUGUUACUGUCUGUGAUGAAUGGUGUGUUAUUCAGUAAUCGUGACAAAUGAAAAGAAAACGGUGUGACCCCCCCCGACAGUAGAUUAGCAUGUAGCUGAGUUCAGAUGACAUGGCGUCUCCCCCAGUCACCGUCUAGCUCAAAGUAGCUUGUUAUUGGGAACAUUUUUAAUUUUUAUAUACAGUGGCUAUGCAAGGGUAUUUUGUAACAUGUAUCCAUAGCUGAAAAUGACUAUAUACUUACAUUUAUUCAUUACAGUAACAUUAGAUGUAGAUGCAUUAAGGAAAUAGAAAUGUAGGAAUUUUCUUUCAUUGUUCUGUGUGGACUUUCACCUUCAACUGAGCGUCUCCGAAUUAGCUUCAUAUAAGCAAUGAUUUAUCACGAAACACAAUUGAAAAAGAAUUGCUUUUGGUAUCGUGACCUGUAGUUUUUAUUAUAACAUUCUCACAAUAUUUCUCAUAAAAAUGAAGUAAUUAUCAAUGGAUAUGACAAAGUGAGUUCUCAGAAACCCAGAACAAUGUCCGUCAGUAGGUAGAAUGCCUGUGAACGUUUGUCUUUUGUCUUGUUACACAUCCUGUAUUGGGUUGACACUGGCUUAUGUCUUAUUUCUGAACAAUAAAAUAUUCCAGUAAUGCUUCA
Molecule: messenger RNA, 3336 nt
Organism: Puntigrus tetrazona (Sumatra barb)
Lineage: Eukaryota; Metazoa; Chordata; Actinopteri; Cypriniformes; Cyprinidae
Gene: laptm4b
Product: lysosomal protein transmembrane 4 beta
Exons: 7
Coding region: 216-893 (225 amino acids)
Cellular component (GO): lysosomal membrane
Source: RefSeq, a predicted model, not a curated record